GGCAGAGAGAGCCAGGCAGCAGCACGGCACCGUCAGACAGCCAGGAUGGGAGUGCGGAGCCUUUUGGUGGCCAGCACCGUGCUGGCUUUGGGACUGGCGCUCAGUGGGGCCACCAACCCUGGCUUUGUGGUCAGGAUCACCCAGGCUGGCUUGGACUAUGCCAAGCAGCACGGGGUUGCUAUCUUGGAGGAGGAGCUGGCCCAGCUGAAGCUGCAAGACAUCUCGGGUGAAUCCCGAAUCCCGGUCUUGGGGAAGGUGCGCUACGAGAUCUCCGGAUUGAACCUUCGCGAUUUCCAGUUGCCACACUCGCAGAUUUCCCUGGUCCCCAACGAGGGCCUGCAAGUCUCCAUCUCCAACGCCUUUGCUGAGCUGGACGGGAACUGGCGUGUGAAGCUGCGCAUCCUCCGGCACCAUGGGUCAUUCAACCUGAACGUGGAGCACAUAUACAUCAAGACCAUCCUGAAGCUGGGCAGAGAUGACUCUGGGAAGCCGACGGUUGAUAUCUCUGCCUGCAGCACCAGUAUCUCCAAUGUCCGCGUACACUUUUCAGGCAAAUUGAGUUGGCUUUACAACCUCUUCCGUAAAACCAUUGCGUCCAAAUUCAAGGAAAACUUGGAGGACAAGGUCUGUGAAACCCUGCGUAGCUCUGCCAGAAGAUACCUCCAGCCGUACCUCCAGACCGUACCAGUCACAGCCAACAUAGAUGCCGUGGCUGGGAUCGAUUACUCCUUGACAGCAGCCCCGGUUGCCACUGCCCAGUUCCUCAACGUGGACCUGAAGGGCGAAUGCUUCUCCCUGGCACAGCGCACCCCCGUCCCCUUCACUCCGCCAGCGCUGGCCGUUCCUCCCGAACACAACCGCAUGGUUUACUUCGGGGUCUCCAGCUACUUCUUCAACACCGCCAGCUUCGCCUACCACACGGCUGGGGCACUCAUCUUCGAAAUCACAGACGCCAUGAUCCCGAAGGACAUCGAAUUCCGUUUGAACACCUCCACCUUUGCAGCCUUCCUUCCCCAGCUGGACGAGAUGUACCCCAACAUGCCGAUGAAGUUCAGGCUGUCUGCUCCCUCCGCCCCGUUCCUGAACAUCGGAACAAACGGGGUCUCGCUCCAGCCUGUUGUGGACAUCCAGGCUUACGCCAUCUAUCCCAAUGGCAACCUGGCCCCCCUCUUCCUCCUCGGAUUGACAGGCAACGUGUCUGCCACCGCGGAUGUGCAGUCCGGCCGCAUGGUUGGGAGCCUGGCCGUGGGCAGGAUGAAGCUCACGCUGAAGCAUUCAAAUGUUGGCACUGGCACUUUCAAGGUGAAAAUGAUGCAGUCAAUAAUGAACGUAGUUGCCUCCAGUAUCCUGCUGCCACGUCUUAAUGAGAGAUUAGGUAAGGGCUUCCCUCUGCCGCUGCCAGCCCAAGUACAGCUCUCCGACCCCAUCGUGCAGUUUCAUGAGAAUUUCCUGCUCUUUGGAGCCAACGUUCGCUACCAGCCCAGGCGAGGCAGAUAAGACGACCACAGCGACCUUCAGCGCCGACAAUGCCCCCCUC
This is a messenger RNA of Anas platyrhynchos (mallard), 1537 nucleotides long. Its product is annotated as bactericidal permeability-increasing protein-like. Gene Ontology annotation, biological process: lipopolysaccharide-mediated signaling pathway; innate immune response; defense response to Gram-negative bacterium. The record is from RefSeq and is a predicted model, not a curated record. NCBI's taxonomy places the organism in Eukaryota, Metazoa, Chordata, Aves, Anseriformes, Anatidae. Gene Ontology annotation, molecular function: lipopolysaccharide binding.